AUGGCAAUUAAUCAAUGUACCUCUUGUGGUCGCACUCUCCAGCAUUGCCAAUGUCGCCGUCAAGCACGCACCAUACGACCAUAUCAUCCGCGGCCCUUCGAGAUUACUCCACUUUGUUACUGCUCUUGCUACUCAUGUUGGACUAUUGUAUUCGUCUUUGUCUUUCUCUUUUUGACAGGAAAAAUAUUCGGCGAAGGUGGUUGUUACUUGGAGCUCUUUGCCCAUUCUGUCUCCGUCUCAAACACAAACGUAAACGCAAACAUCUCAACCGCUGAUUGGAGAAUCGGUUUGGUUGCGUGGAGUCCUGUCACCAGCUGCAAAUUCUCUUUCCAUACAAUCAAGUCUCGUCUCCUGCGUGGAAAAGAGGUUUUGUCCGAGACAAGUCCGUCCUUGGAUGGUUUCGGUCGGGUUGUUACCACAGACAAGCUGACGGAUGGACCGGUCAUAAAUGUCGAUUUUAAAGGGGUUGUAACGCCGGGAAAUAUUAUUGGUGACGUGGUUAGGGGUUAUCGGGUAGAGAUUUCUACCGGAGUGGAUGUUGGAGAUGGUUUCUUGAUGGUGUUGUGCGGCGAUCUACCGGUGAAAUUUACGGCGGAUCCGGCGGGAAAUGUGAUUGGAUCGUUACUAGGGAAUAUGAAACGGUGUGACUAUGUAUACGAAGAAAACCUGAAUAUUCGUGUUUAG
This is a messenger RNA of Eruca vesicaria subsp. sativa (arugula), 684 nucleotides long. Lineage: Eukaryota; Viridiplantae; Streptophyta; Magnoliopsida; Brassicales; Brassicaceae. The record is from the annotation of a GenBank genome assembly.